Messenger RNA from Aspergillus affinis, 1449 nucleotides. RefSeq lists its product as uncharacterized. NCBI's taxonomy places the organism in Eukaryota, Fungi, Ascomycota, Eurotiomycetes, Eurotiales, Aspergillaceae. The record is from RefSeq and is a predicted model, not a curated record. The transcript is spliced from 5 exons. Gene Ontology annotation, molecular function: hydrolase activity, acting on carbon-nitrogen (but not peptide) bonds. Bases 1 to 1449 code for a protein of 482 amino acids.
AUGGCGGCCAUUCUUUUACAAAACGGCACUGUCUUGACCCACGACAAUGACGAUCAUGUUGUGGCGUUAAGAGACCAUGAUAUUCUUAUCAUAGGGAACAAAAUACAAGCUAUCGGGCAGGCCCUUACCUUGUCUGAUAAUACUCAAGGCCGAAUCAUCGACUGCAGCGGCAAAAUAAUUUCCCCGGGGUUUAUUGAUACGCAUCACCACCUAUGGCAGACACAGAUGAAGGGCAGGUUUGGGGACUUGAAGUUCAUGGACUACAUGGUUGCAGGCAACAUCCAAUCAUUCAAUUAUACACCAGAUGACAUCUUCUGGGGCCAGCUGGGCGGUUGUCGAGAGAGUAUUCAUAGCGGGGUCACGACCGUCGUUGACCACGCGCAUAUGACAUACUCCUCUGAGCAUGUAACCGAAGCAAUCCGCGCGACUGCAUCAUCUGGAUUACGGUCAUUCUUCUGCUACACGCCCAUCUGGCGUAUUAAAAGUUGGUCAUCAUCUGAAGCCCAGUAUGACGAAGACCUCCUGCCAGACUGGUGGUAUCAGACACUGGAGUCGCUUGCUAAAGCCAAUCCAUUUGGACAUCGACGAGUUAUGCUUGGUCUAGGAUUUGACGACUUUAAACUUCCCAAGGAGGAGGUUCAGAAUCUCUGGGCUAAAGCUCAAUCCCUUGGUCUCGGCCUUAUCACCACACAUUUCUGUGCGAAUUAUAUGAAGAACUCAGUCAAGCUCCUCAACGAAUAUGGCCUCCUAGACCAGCCCAUCCUCUUCUCCCACGUCAACGGAAUCACCAAAGAAGACGCAAAGACCCUCAUGCAGCACAACGCUCACUUUUCCACCACCCCAGAAUCAGAACUUCAAAUGGGCCUGGGCGAGAUUGUUGCUUUCCGCCCUGACAUCAAGCGCAACGGCUCGAUAGGUAUAGACUGCCAUGCCAAUAACUCGAGUGAUAUCCUGACGCAACUCCGUCUUGGUAUGCAACAUGCCCGUGGUAUUGAGAAUACGGAAGCUCUAGGUGCUGGACAGUAUCCCUCUGUGCAGAUCAAGCUUGAAGAGGCCUUCAAUCUAGCUACAAUCCAGGGGGCCAAGGCUGUUGGGAUGCAAGAUCAGAUUGGACGGAUUGCUGUUGGAAAGCACGCAGAUUUGGUGAUUUUUGACACAACCUCACCCAAUAUGGUCUGUGCAGCAGAAGAAAAUCCGUUGGCUGCUGUUUUGCUGCAUGCUAACGUGGGGGAUAUUGAGAUGGUGAUUAUUGACGGGGUUGUUCGGAAAGAAAAGGGCAGAUUACUUGAUGCGGAAAUUCUAGAUGGUCCUAAUGGCCAGGUGAUCAAGGUGCUGGAUCAGAGAGAGCUGUCAAAAAGGCUUCUCACGAGUCGCGUGGAAAUUAACAAGCGGAGGGAGGGACAAAAUGAGGAGAAGGGGAUGGAGUUCUUGUAUAAGACCUUUGGGUGA